ACCGCCUCCCUGACGUUGUUAUUUAAAGGUACACAGUGCCAACGCGGACUGCUGUUCAUACACUACGAAGGGAGGUGUCGCGAGAACCUGCUAAGAAAAUGUCAUAUAUGAUGAUGCUGCUGUCACUGGCAUCCUUCUGCAUCCUGGCUGGCCUUGUUUUCGCCGUACCUGCUCAGGAGAAGCGCAUCCAUCACCAAGCUGAUCUGAGUGAUCAUGCACACAAUGAUGCUCAUGGCUUCCAGUAUGACCAUGAGGCCUUCCUGGGCAAGGAGGAGGCCAAGACCUUUGACCAGCUGACUCCUGAAGAGAGCAAAGACAAACUAGCGAAGAUUGUGGACCGCAUUGAUACCGACAAGGAUGGCUACGUCAGCCAUGCAGAACUGCACUAUUGGAUUAAGCACCGGCAGAGGAGGUAUAUUAAGGAGAACGUGAACAAACAUUGGAACGACUACGACAAGAACCAAGAUGGCAAGAUAGGCUGGGAGGAGUACAAAAACACCACUUACGGCUACUAUCUGGAUCAGGAAUUUGAUGACAUUGAAGACAAGGCCACCUAUAAGUCCAUGCUCACCCGGGACGAAAGGCGCUUUAAGACAGCUGACCGAGAUGGUGAUGGUAUUGCCACACGUGAGGAGUUCACUGCCUUUCUUCACCCUGAGGAGUUUGAUUACAUGAAGGAUGUGGUAGUCCAGGAGACUGUGGAAGACAUUGAUAAGAAUGGGGAUGGCAAGAUCAACUUAGAUGAAUACAUUGGUGAUAUGUACACACCAGAGAAUGGGGAGAGUGAGCCUGAAUGGGUCCAGACAGAGAGGAAACAUUUCUCAGAGAUCAGAGAUGCCAACAAGGACGGCUUCCUGGAUGGUAGUGAGGUGGCCCACUGGAUUUUGCCGGGAGAGGUAGACCAUGCUGAUAAUGAAGCCAAACACUUGAUCCACGAGACAGACACCGACAAGGAUGGCCGUCUGACACUCUCUGAGCUACUUGACAAGAUGGACUACAUUAAAAUCAGCACCAUCACUGACUAUGGAGGCAUGAAGGUGGACAGCCAUGAUGAGCUCUGAAAAGCUGACUACAGAACAGGAUGAAUUAUGUCUUCAUACUUGCUGCUUGAAAAUGUGAGCUUUUACAUAUAUUGUUUUACCAUUAUUUCUUUAUUUAAUCAGAAACAAUAUUUUUCUAUAUGAAAUAACAGGUGUAUGUUUAUCAAAUCCAUAUACUAUAGGAGUAUAUUUUUUGUAUACUUUUGUAGGGGUAAAAUUUGUGAACACUUGAGCUGUAUCACUUAAAAGAAGCAGGUGAAUAAACUUUGGUUAAUUUAGUCAACAAUUUUGUGCCACCUAUGAAAUGGGGAAGAAACAAGAAACUAUCACCGCACAAUUAAUCACAAUAUUAUCAAAAUCACAAUAUGGCCAAGUGCAAUAUGCAAAUCACAGAAAGUGCAAUUUUUGUUCAAGGUAAAAUGUGUGACAAACAGGAUUGUAAUGAAGUAUGUAGUGCUGCAGAGGUGGGAACUGUUGGGUCUCUGUUGGGUCUCUGUAAAUUAUUUUACAUUGAAUUGAAAAUUCAGGGCAUUUCCUACAAAUUGUUUUCCAGAUGUAAGAAAACAUGAUUGUUUGGUACAGAACUCAAACAUUGUUGCAUCAGCAUGAUUUUAAUUGUUGUUUCAGGGAAUUUAAUUUCCACAAUAAUGAAUGAAAUUGUGAAUCAUAUUACAACACUAUCUGUCAAAUGAAUCACAAUAUGAUGUUUUUACCAUAUCGUGCAACCCUAGUCGUCAGGGAAGUAAAUCUCAGAGAACCUCGGGAAGAAUACCCAGCACAUUUGUCUGGAGGCUAUAAAUUCAUCUAAAAGAUCUAAGCUCCAUUGGUCCAUGGUUCACAAACUUUUGAGCAGCACUGUAUAUGUCUACUUUAGCAGAUCAGUCAAUAAUGAACUGGCCAACUAGAGCAGCUCUGAUUCAAAAGCAGCACUGCAAACCUGAUGAGGACUUCCAAGGUGCAUUUUCAGAGAUGCUUCUUCUUCUUCUUCUUCUUCUUCUUCCAUUUAAUAAAAACAGCAAGCCAUUGGUUUCCAUGUGUUAUGUAAACGA
Molecule: messenger RNA, 2089 nt
Organism: Dicentrarchus labrax (European seabass)
Lineage: Eukaryota; Metazoa; Chordata; Actinopteri; Moronidae
Gene: rcn3
Product: reticulocalbin 3, EF-hand calcium binding domain
Exons: 8
Coding region: 99-1061 (320 amino acids)
Cellular component (GO): endoplasmic reticulum
Molecular function (GO): calcium ion binding
Source: RefSeq, a predicted model, not a curated record